This is a messenger RNA of Gavialis gangeticus (Gharial), 2266 nucleotides long. RefSeq names its product major facilitator superfamily domain containing 13A (gene SLC68A1). The record is from RefSeq and is a predicted model, not a curated record. NCBI's taxonomy places the organism in Eukaryota, Metazoa, Chordata, Crocodylia, Gavialidae. The transcript has 9 exons. Bases 399 to 1928 code for a protein of 509 amino acids.
UAACUCUUCUCUCUCAAUUUGACUAUCUAAAAAUAUUGGUGAUUAGUUCUGUUUUCUGAAGGCGAGGUUUCUAUUUGUAACUGUAAAGCCUUGUUUCCUCUCAGCUGGCAUUUCCUAUAAAAGGGUGAGAACAGCUAGUCCACUGUGCUGGACAACUGCGCCAUCAAAGCAUCAGAGACCUGCCAGCCUUGCUCCGAGUCGGCAGCCGUAGCUAGGCAAGCCCCCAUCUUUUACGACAGCACAGAACAAAUGAUGGCUUACACUCAGGAAAUGGCUUGACCGUCCCUGAUAGCGGAGGAGCAAUGGAUUGGCCCCAGCCAGGGUCCAGCAUGUGCCGGGAGAAGUGGCCCAUCUGAAGUGGAGGUGAUGCAAAGCCCCAUGACAAAACCAGCAGGACCAUGGGUUUGCGAUUGCAGGGCUGUCUCUCCGCUUUGCCCACUGCUGUGGUGUACGGGUCCCUCUCGCUCUUCCUUUCCAUUUUGCACAACGUGUUCCUCCUGUACUACGUGGACACCUUUGUCUCCGUUUACAAGAUUGAUAAAUUGUCCUUCUGGAUCGGCGAGACAGUGUUUCUGAUCUGGAACAGCCUCAAUGACCCCCUCUUUGGCUGGCUAAGUGACCGGGUAUUUCUUAGCACGCAACAGCCAGGAGCGGAGAUCUCCUCACCAGAAGUUGUUCUGAAGAGGCUUAAGGCUCUGAGCCGCAAUGGCCCCCUAUUUGCCCUUUCCUUCCUGGCCUUCUGGGUUGCGUGGGCCCACCCAGGCUUGCAGUUCCUCCUCUGCCUCUGCUUCUAUGACAGCUUCCUCACCAUGGUUGAUCUCAACCACAACGCCUUGCUUGCGGACCUCGCCGUUUCUGCCAAGGACAGGACCAGCCUCAACUUCUACUGUUCGCUCUUCAGUGCCAUUGGUUCGCUGUCCGUCUUCAUGUCGUACGCAGUGUGGAACAAAGAGGACUUCUUCUCUUUCCGCAUAUUUUGUGUGGCGCUGGCUCUCUGCUCCGUCCUUGGCUUCAGCCUGUCAACGUGGGUGCUGAGGCAGCGAUUUGAGACUGAAGGGAAAGCAAAAUGGGACCAAGAGGCCACUUUGAAAGAAUUGUAUGUAGAGCAGCCGUCUGCCCCGCAGGAGAAGAGGAUCACGUUGGCCGAGUACCUCAAGCAGCUCUCCAGGCACCGCAACUUCCUCUGGUUCGUCUGCAUGAACCUGAUCCAGGUAUUUCACUGCCAUUUCAACAGCAACUUCUUCCCUCUGUUCCUGGAACAUCUGCUGUCCGACCAGAUCUCUGUGUCCACAGGAUCUUUCCUGCUGGGUGUUUCCUACAUUGCUCCUCAUCUCAACAACCUCUACUUCCUGUCUCUGUGUCAAAGAUGGGGGGUUUAUGCCGUGGUGCGCGGGCUCUUCUUCCUGAAGCUGGUGCUCAGCGUGGUCAUGCUUUUGGCAGGACCUGACCAGGUGCAUCUGCUCUGCAUCUUCAUCGCCAGCAACCGGGUCUUCACUGAAGGGACUUGCAAGUUGCUGAACCUGGUUGUCACCGACUUGGUGGACGAGGAUUUUGUCUUGAACCACAGGAAGCAGGCGGCCUCGGCCCUCUUGUUUGGGAUGAUCGCUUUGGUAACCAAGCCAGGCCAGACCUUUGCCCCUCUGGUUGGCACCUGGCUGCUCUGUGCUUACACAGGUUACGACAUCUUCCAGCGGGACCCUGUGAGCAACGUGGUGAGCACCCAGCCGAAGCUCGAGUCCGGCACAGCCUGGAAGCCCACCCUGCGCCAAGGCUGCUUCUACCUCCUCGUCUUCAUCCCCAUCACAUGCGCGCUGCUGCAGCUCCUCAGCUGGUCCCAGUUCAACCUGCGGGGCAGGCGCCUGCAGACAGUGAAGGCCCAGCGCCAGUUUCUGACUCAGGGUCACUCACAAGAGAUCAAGAUGAUCUGAGGCCCCUUCAGAGUCCUUUCUGGGGACCCUGCCUCUUGCCAGCUGUGUCUAAUGCAGUGCGCCUCUAUGCCCUCCAGUGCAGCAGAGGCCAACGGUGUUACUGGUCACCGCUUCCAGGUGCUUACGAUUCAACUGUGAAAUGUUCCAAUACUUGCCAGGCAGAUGUUUACUCAUUGCAGGAGAUGGCAGGCGCUUCGUAGAGACAGGUGAUUGCAGCAGUGCCAGGUGGGUUUGCUCAGGCAGGCGCAUGGAGUCCUGGGUUUGGCAUCCCCGGUGUCGUCCUUCAAAUAUAAGAUCCCCUGGAAUUUGAGACAAAUGUUCUGACUCUCCAAUGCAGC